GGGCUUUGCACAGUAUUCUGUACUCUUUUAUGGUUAUUACAAUAACCAGAGGACAAUUGGAUGGCUCAAGUUCAGGAUGCCUCUUUCGUAUUUCCUUGUUGGAGUUGGGACUAUUGGCUACAGCUUUAUGAUUGUCAUUCGAACAAUGGCAAGGAAUGCAAAUGAAGAAGGUGGUGGGGAUGAUACUAGUUUUAAUUUCAGCUGGAAAAUGUUCACAAGCUGGGACUACCUGAUUGGCAAUCCCGAGACAGCAGACAAUAAGUUCGCCUCCAUCACAACAAGCUUCAAGGAAGCUAUCGUGGAGGAGCAGGAAAGCCGAAAAGAGGAAAAUAUUCACUUGACUAGAUUCCUGAGGGUUCUUGCUAAUUUCUUAGCCCUAUGCACACUUGCUGGGAGUGGCUACCUCAUCUUUUUUGUUGUCAGAAGAUCCCAGAAAUUUGCCCUGGAAGGUCUGGAGAACUACGGGUGGUGGGAAAGAAAUGAAGUGAAUAUGGUUAUGUCACUUUUAGGAAUGUUCUGCCCAACUUUAUUUGAUGUAAUUAGUUCUCUGGAAAACUACCACCCCCGAAUAGCUCUAAGAUGGCAGCUGGGACGAAUCUUUGCUCUUUUUCUUGGAAAUCUCUACACUUUCAUUAUUGCCUUAAUGGACGAAAUCAAUCUCAAGUUGGAAGAAGAAAAGAUAGUCAAGUAUAACAUGACAAUAUGGGAAGCCAGUCUGUACAAUGGUACUAUCCCAGAAAAUUCGACUGCUCCUCCAAUACAGGUGGACCCUGCAGAUGUCCCUAGAGGGCCAUGCUGGGAAACAAUGGUAGGACAGGAAUUUGUGCGCCUGACAGUCUCUGACACGAUGACAACAUACAUCACAAUUCUAAUUGGCGAUUUCUUGAGAGCUGUUUUUGUUAGGUUUUUCAAUUACUGCUGGUGCUGGGACUUGGAGUAUGGAUUU
This is a messenger RNA of Antrostomus carolinensis (chuck-will's-widow), 946 nucleotides long. Its product is annotated as transmembrane channel-like protein 1. Gene Ontology annotation, molecular function: mechanosensitive monoatomic ion channel activity; voltage-gated calcium channel activity. The annotation marks the transcript as partial. Gene Ontology annotation, cellular component: plasma membrane. Gene Ontology annotation, biological process: vestibular reflex; detection of mechanical stimulus involved in sensory perception of sound. The record is from RefSeq and is a predicted model, not a curated record. The transcript has 6 exons. NCBI's taxonomy places the organism in Eukaryota, Metazoa, Chordata, Aves, Caprimulgiformes, Caprimulgidae.